GACACGUUACCGGAGGCUUCACGGCUGUCUCCGAUGUUGUACCACGUGAUGAGCCUCGGCGCGUAACUUCUCCCGGACCAGACACGGUGCUGCCGUUUUUAUCCUCGCACUCUGAAAGUAUCACAAGUCCUCGAGCGGAACGGCGGGAGAAGUUUGCGUGGCACGCGCGCCGUUUUUAGAGAAUGAAAAUAAGAUGUGCCCACCACACUCCUAGAUUGAGACACAGGUGCUUCCUGUUUACUCUGUCUCUGCUGGCGCUCUGUCUACUCAAACUGGUCCAUGUCAAAGUGACGCUUAGGAACGGCGUCUACAUUGAGCCCUAUGACAUCACAGGCGGCCUCUUGGGGACCCUCAAGCAAACGUACAACGUCAACUGCACCGGCAUCUACGAGCUGGACCCAGUGGAGGUGGGCAAGGCUCUCGCCAUCAAACGGAGGGUCAGUGUCGACGUGGAUGACGACAGCACGGUGACCUUGACCUCAGACUGCCAGUCGUUUGUCAGAACCAGGGGUUACGAUGAGGUCCCGGUGUCGGAGGUGGAGCGGGGAUUCCCCGUGGCUUACUCCCUGGUGGUGCACAAGAACGCGCCCAUGGUGGAGCGCAUCCUUCAUGCCAUCUACGCGCCUCACAACGUCUACUGCGUCCACUACGAUCAGAAGUCCUCCCCGGCCUUCAUCAAGGCCGCUCAGAACCUGGCCCGGUGUAUUCCCAACGUGUUUAUCGCCUCAAAAUUGGAGUCGGUGGAGUACGCGCACAUCAGCAGGCUCAACGCCGACCUCAACUGCCUCUCUGACCUGCUGAGGUCAGAGGUCAAGUGGAGGUAUGUCAUCAACCUGUGUGGCCAGGACUUCCCUCUCAAGUCGAACAACGAACUGGUCUCCGAGCUGAAGCAGCUGAACGGUAGCAACAUGCUGGAGUCCAGCCGUCCCAGCGAACUCAAGAAAUUGCGCUUCAGCUUCCGCCAUGAGCUGAAGAACGUGCCCUACGAAUACCGCCGCAUUCCCGUCAAGACCGCGGCGCUCAAAGAAGCCCCCCCGCACGCCAUCGAGAUGUUCAUCGGGAGCGCCUACUUUGUCCUGUCGCGCAAUUUCGUUGAACAUAUCAGCAGCAGCCGGGUGGCGAAGGACUUUCUGACGUGGUCCGCCGACACAUACUCACCGGACGAACACUUCUGGGCCACCCUGGUCAGGGUCCCCGGGGUGCCCGGGCACGUCCCCAGGUCGGAGGCCGACAUCAGCGACCUGAGGAGUAAGACGCGACUCGUCAAAUGGAACUAUUUAGAGGGGAACCUUUACCCGGCGUGCACGGGGGCACACAUGCGCAGCGUUUGCAUCUACGGAGCGGCCGAGCUCCGCUGGCUGCUGAACUAUGGACACUGGUUCGCCAACAAGUUCGACCCCAAAGUGGACCCGGUCCUGAUCAAGUGUUUGGAGGAGAAGCUGAUGGAGAAACGAAAGUAUGUGCAAAGAUGACGCUGAAAAAAGGGGAGAGAAGAGAGUGGAGCCAGUAUUUAUUAAGUUAUUAGGCAAAGGUCAUGACACCAGAGAACCUCCACUCAGAAGCAUCCUUUACUUGAGUGUUUUCCAUUUCUUUGCCCCUGCUGCCGGUUCAGCCCAGUCGCCAGGAAAACAUGUUGGCAUUAUUGUUUCUAGAAAAACACCAAAAAAAAGUGUUUUCAGUGUAGAGGGAGACUUUCACCAGGAGACCGCUGUUCAUGUCCAGUUUGAACCCAAUUGUUGUUAUCCAUUGUUAUGUUAUAUUUCAACAAAUUGAUCAUUUUAUUUUAUUUUGUUAUUGUAAAAUAUGCCCAAACAUUUAAAGUAUCAAAAUAUUUAAACAUUUUUAAAAAGCUAUGAGGUACUUAUCAACGCAGCCGGUGGUUUACAAAGAACGUAUAAUAUAAAACCAUUCUUCCUGAGGACUGGGCUGUUAUUUAGAUUUUAAUUGGAAAUCGCUGAACAUUUCUCUGACUGCUACUGAAUACAAGCUAAACCUUGAUAAGGUUAUACGGAGAAUCAGUGUCUUAAUAAUCUGUUCUUCAAAAUUAGUUCUUUAACUUUUAUUCUAAUGGUACAUUUGACUACAUUUCUGUUUAUUGCUUCUUAUUAGAAUGCGAUAUUGCUAAGGGAUUCCCACCUCGUCUAAUUACCGCCGUCGGAUACCUAAUUCCACAUCAUUUCAUCCGUUCUAAUUCUCAUCAGUCUGCACAAGGCAUUCAAUCACCUAAAAAGUGCCUAGGUUGGACAUAAAUGCCCCAAAGCUACUACUUGAUAACAUAAUCUGAAUACAGCACCCGUGAUGUUCUUGAAUAUGAAUCCAGAGACUUAUAGAAGUUCUUAUUUUGAGAGCAGAAAUAUCAAAUAUGUGUUCUGCUCAAUGUUAUAAACCACAGCUGUUGUGAAGAAGGUUUGCAUCAAAAUUGAAAGGUUGAGAUUUCUGUCGGUUUAUGUUUUCCUGAAUAAAAGU
Pungitius pungitius (ninespine stickleback) is the source of this 2466-nucleotide messenger RNA. RefSeq names its product beta-1,3-galactosyl-O-glycosyl-glycoprotein beta-1,6-N-acetylglucosaminyltransferase 4-like. The record is from RefSeq and is a predicted model, not a curated record. NCBI's taxonomy places the organism in Eukaryota, Metazoa, Chordata, Actinopteri, Perciformes, Gasterosteidae. Gene Ontology annotation, cellular component: membrane. Bases 183 to 1472 code for a protein of 429 amino acids. The transcript has 2 exons. Gene Ontology annotation, molecular function: acetylglucosaminyltransferase activity.